This is a messenger RNA of Lethenteron reissneri (Far Eastern brook lamprey), 7630 nucleotides long. RefSeq lists its product as uncharacterized. Gene Ontology annotation, biological process: regulation of bone remodeling; protein folding in endoplasmic reticulum. The record is from RefSeq and is a predicted model, not a curated record. Lineage: Eukaryota; Metazoa; Chordata; Hyperoartia; Petromyzontiformes; Petromyzontidae. Gene Ontology annotation, cellular component: membrane; cytoplasm.
AUGUCGACGAACACGAGACCCAAGGUGGCGGCGAUGAGGAACGCGAGGCUGGCGCCCCCGCUGAGCAUCGUGACGCAGCUGGGCCCCGAGGAGGACCAGUCCCCCUGGCUGGAGGAGCUGCGGGCGGCGUGGCUUCACGCGGAGACGCGCACGCUGUGCCGGGGAGGGGGGGCGGCGCUCGGGCGCUCGUGCGCUGCGCGCUUCCCCGAGCUGGCGCUGCGCGUGUGCCUCCCGUGGCGGGACCGAGACACGCUACGGGCGCCACGACCUCCGGCGCCGCCAGAGAGCGCCGCCUCUCCCGCCCCCGACGCCGUCGACGAGGACUCGAUGACGGCGGCGGCGACCGCACGCGUCGCCGGGCCCGAGCACGCGGGGACGUUGCCCGAGGCCGGCGAGGUGAACUUGUCGGAAACCUCUUCGGGCUCGGAGCUCUUGGGCGAGCGCUGUCUGCUGCCACCCCACCCCGCCGCCACUUACGCGGAGGCCGGCACGGAGCGGCCGUCCUCCUUCGGCCGAGCGGAGCCCGGGCGGCGACGGCGGAGAGAGACCGACGGAGGCGGCGGGACCUCGAGCCGAGGCAAAAGCGGAGGACGCCAAGAGCAGCAGGCGGUGGACGUCUCUCCGAGCCACGCCUCGGAACACAACGCCGCGGCUCCCACGGACACGGAGAUUGUAGUCGAAGCGUCGCCGCCUGACACGUCCGAGGAUCAAGCUGCCGCCUCCUCCGCCUCCUCCGUGCUGGGGGCGGCCGAGACGAACGACGGGGGCGCGGUGUUGAACGCGACAACGGCUGCGACGGUGGCGGCGAUUCCUGUGGAGCCCUCGCAGACGCAGACGCUUCAGCCGACGCCUCCGAAGCAGCAGCAGACUCAGCAGCAAACUCAGCAGCAAACUCAGCAGCAGGCGCAGCAGCAGGUGCAGCAGCAGACGGGUGAUGCAGCAACGCAAGCGGUGGCUGUGCUGCCCUCCGCGCAGCAUUCUGAGACGGUGGAGACGGUUGGAGACAGGGUAGUGGACACCGUCGACAGGACUCUGCCAGCGUCCACCCCAGCUGGAGAGUUGCUCGCAGUGGAGGAGUCGGCAGUACAAGGAGCAGGAAAUGGCAGGGCAUCGCCUCCCACUACUGUGGGCGCUACGGCCGCGGCGUCGGAGUUCUACGCGGAGGCGAGCAUCGCGGGCGAAGUGGCGCUCGCUCCGGGCGGUCUCGUGCACGGCUCGAGCCAGAAGGAGUCUGUGUUCAUGCGUCUCAACAAUCGCAUCAAGGCCCUCGAAGUCAACAUGUCGCUCAGCAGCCGCUACCUGGAGGAGCUUAGCCAGAGGUAUCGCAAGCAGAUGGAGGAGAUGCAGAAAGCUUUCAAUAAGACCAUCAUCAAGUUACAGAACACCUCUCGCCUUGCGGAGGAGCAGGACAAGAGACAGUCGGAGACCAUCAACCAGAUGCAGGUGCAGCUGGGGAAUCUGUCGGACCUGAUCAACAACCUCAGCCAAGCCACCGAGACUCUGCAGGCAAAGGUGUCGGAGCGCGACGUGUCGCUGCUCAUCUCCGAGAUGGUCUGCGUGCUGCUGGUGUUCGUGCUCUGCUGGCAGCGCUGCCGGCGGCCCCGAGCGCCCACCAAGAGCACCGCGAACGUCGCCUAUGGCGACGGCAGCCUCUGCGGAUCCUACCCCGAUACACAGUGCCUCAUGACCUGCGGCAGCACCAAGCUUCCGUUCCACCCCAACGGCGUCACCCGCUCCAGGUCGUUGCAGCUCACGAGGUCGCCAGUGCUCAAUGACCUGUACAUCGUGGAGCCGCUGCAGUUUCUUCAGGACCAUAAAAAGAGGAAAAGAGCCAAGCCAUGCAAAACGGAAAAGUCGGACGCGCCCAGCGUCGAUCCCGAAGACCGGGCAUUAUUGGACAAGGGCAGCCACCACAAGCUGAACGGUGCACUCGUGCCUAACGGUGUGUCGAACGCCAGCAUGUCGGGUGCCGGUGAGUCGAGCGCAGGCGUUCUCUUCAGCAGCUCUGGCGGGCGUCCCCCGUCGCUCGCGGGGCACGAACCGCGACUGUCGCAACCGCCGGGCUCCGCGUGCGGCGGCUCCUCCUCCUGCACCUCCUCUUCCUCCUCCGCCUCCUCUACCGCCUGCGCGCAGACGGUGAAGCUAGCGGUGAACGGGCGUCCUCGCGGCGGCGAGGAGCGGGGAGUGCCCAGGAGGAAGCGAUCGCGGGCGUGCUGCGCCGCGGGCAGCGGUGGUGGUGCGAGGGAGCACGGCGUGCUCGUCAGCAGCCUGCUGCGUCGCCGCUCAGGCUCUUUACCGAGCCUGCGCGCCAGCGGUGACGGCGUGCGGAAGCCGCCUCCGAGAAAGUUCCCCGUGGAGACGGUGGGCGUCGUGACGGUACCCAUGCGCUCGUGACCGCAUGACCGCGGAGGAGGAUGGGCGAAGGGGGGGCAAGCAGGGCAGGGUGCUGGAAGCAUUCAAAAGCGAAAGGAAUGUUUUUCGAAAUGAACCAAUGAAGCCAAUGCGUUGCGCUGAUGGUUUUCUGGGUGCGGGCGGAUGGCGUUGGCGCUGGGGACGCAGCGGGCAACGUUGUUAAGUGCCGCAGUGUUGCAGGAUCCUAAGUUCAUGGAGUCAUUUACCGUGGCGUCCCGUUACCAAAACAAAAGAACAAUGGUCUAACCCUACAAAUGAGCUGAAAUAGGUUUUGCUGUGCUGUUGCGAGCACACCAAUAUUAUUAACGCUACGAGACUCGACACUUAUUCAGCUCGCCCUCACAUGUCUUCUUGGAAGUGACUGAAACAGUGAAGAAUGGGAAGCUGUGCCCACCUCCAUACAUUUACGACGAGUUGGGGGUUGACUGAAAUUUACAAUGCAGACCACGCAUGAUGGGGCACUACGGUAACAACAAUUGCAUCAGCGAGACUCUGUCUUUGAUGGUCUUCGUCGUGUGGUGGAGGCGACACUGUGACACUCGGGGAAGUAUUUGCCAAGAAUAAUACUGAUCUAUGCUAAGCUCCAAUUUCAAUGAAGGUUCUUGAAGCAUAGAGCUCUACCGGAAGAUUUCACAACACUCAAGCUUGUUUGCCUUGCAACCUUUCAAUCGAAGAGAGAGGCUUUCAGCCCAACUACUCAUUGUGACUGAUCCUAAAUGAGGCAGGAGCCAACAAGUAUUUAAUUGUACUCUUAUUUCAGCCACGCAGCCUUGAGUGCUGUAAAUCUGGCUUUCAUGGUACAGAGUGGACUGCAUCGAGUGUGUAGUUUGGGUUGCUGAGCCAUGCCUACCAGUUGUGAAGCGUCCAGAGACAGCAGCCCUGCACUGUCAUUCGUAAGCACGAGCAAACUCGCCUUCUCUAGGCAACUGAAGAGGUCUAUAAAGUCGUGCAGUGCCAUCCAAUACUUUAUCCCCAGGGUGACACGUACCGUAUUUUUACGCAGGAAUGUAAUCCCAAUGGACAGUGCUCGACGUUGAUGUUCGACGUUGUACUGCAUCGCCGCUGUUUACAGUCGCGUCACUGCGCCGCGGAUGCUCCGACACCGGACCUCUGACGCGCAGGGAAAGGGGCGACGUUUGUGACCGGAAGCUCGUGCAGAUCUUCAACUGUGAACCACGUUGGGGGUCCGUCUCCUUUCACGACGACCUUUGCACCCCCCCCCCCCCAUCGCGCCUCUCACUCGUGAUGCUUGAAUGGAGCCCUCGCCAGGCCCACCCCAAUGUGUGGCACCACCGCGGACAUGGAAAGGGAAGGUGUUGCGCAUCCUUCGUGAAGAAUGUCAUAAGGCCCGGCACCAAAACGCGUUUCUCACGAACUCUUAACCUGAUUGCUCCUGCCACAGUUGAAAGUGCUUUUCUCCACUGUCUUUUUGCAUUCGUUAGUCUAGGCUUCCUGCGCUGAGCCAUGGACUGUUCAUCAACAAGACUGUUUGGACGCACGGCUGUGAGCCGAGUUGGUUACAUUGAACUUUUGUUAGUGGCGGUAGGGCAAAGUGUCAGUACUGUACUGAUUUUUGUUCAUAUACAGUCUCUCUCAUGGACUUUUUUUACGAAGCUGCACCAACUCGAAACGCCGUGGGUCAUUGAGGAAGGUGAUGACAGCGGUGAUAUUUAGGCUCGUAUGUUCUUAGUCGGGGUGGUGAUAUUUUACUUGGGAGGAUUUUCGACCGAUGGACGUGAUACCCCCAUCUCCGCGAGUUGUGCAACACCCCCCACCACCCCCCUCCACCCCCCCCAAGGCUGCAUCAGUUUCACUUGUAGAGGUCUAUACAAGGGUACGAAUGUGGAAUCCGAUGAUGGCAUACAAUAGUAAUAAGCGUAACUGUCCAUCGCAGAUAGGGAACAAUACUACCGUUGCCUUUUGAGCAGUGUUUUGUCAAACAGGCUUUAGAAAUGUGACUUAUUGCUGCCCGUCAAGAGAUCCGUACACGCAACACACUUUUAUAUACUUGGGUGGGUUUUUUUUUUACUUACAUGAGGGGCAUACGAUACUUAGUUUCUGAUGCAAAGUGCAAUCGAGCGAAGCGGGGAUUAAAAGGAUAACACAUUAUCUGCAACCGAGUUGCUGUAAGGCAUAGGUUUGAGAAAUUAAGGCUUUAUUACAGUGUUUUAAUUUAGCGUGUGCAUGUGUGUGUGUGUGCACGGACGAUAGCGUACUUCAGUUGUUGAGCCGGCCAUCUGGUUUUAUUUUCGUGAAGUUACAUUUGUGAAAGAAUGCUUAAGAAAUGUCUGCUUGACUUUUUAUCUUUCCUCUUAUUUUCUCUUCACUAAAAUUCUGUGUUGUACUCUUCACCGCUGAAGUGAGAGGCAAUCGUCGGUGAAAAGGAGGUUGUGGGGGAACCACGUGGAGAGAGAGAGAGCAAGUUAAGUGUCCGGGUGGGGGUUAGGGUUGAGGAUAGAGUUUGGGAUAAAGCUGAGAUCAGGAUAUGAUUGGCCAGUUUGGGUCACCCCUGUAACUCGUGCCAAACAUGGGCUUUUUACAUUGCAUCUCCCUUUCGCAUUUGGUAUUGACAGUGCCCAUUCUCUGCGUUAUUGUUUUACGUCCGUAAACAAAUGGGAUUGCAUGGGCGUAGAGCAUGGGAGUCACAGACGUAACGAGGGACAGGGUGACAUCCUCUUGUGCUACAGCUCGAACGGCACAAACCCCCUGCAACUCGGCAUCGUCCUCUAUUUCUUCUCCCGGGUAAGAAUCUGAAGCGGUAAUUAUUGUCGAUACUAAUGUCACUCUCGCAAAAAAGCCAAAUUUCGAGGGACUGUUGUAAUGAGCUGUUGUGUGAUGUUUCAGACGUGUAACUGAAGCACUUACUCCAAUCUAGUCUCGUGAAGAGGGAGCAACACUUUCAGCAUUUUAAACACUCAAGAGCUGGAAACAAACCCAACCCAUUGAACAGAGCAAUUGAUGAAAGGGGUUUAAAUGGAUAGAUUAAGGCCGUGUUAAAUUGCCUGACGUCUAAACAGCAUUGGCUUUGUCUGGAGCGUCAAUUUUCAUGCUUGUUGAGUUUCUCGGUUGUACACUUUAGGUCCGCACGACGCAGUGUACAUAAUGCAGCAAACACACACACACUUGGGUUCUUAUUUAUGUAUUUAUUGUUUAAUGCAAACUCUCCGCGGACAACUAGUUGGUUCAGCCAGUACUGCUAUGACCCAAAAAAGGCACCCAGAUAGGUUUUAAUUAAACCGGGUGGACAAAGCCCUUUUAAAUGCUCCUUCUCGCCCAUCAAGAAUGGUGAAAGCCAUCUUUGGAACAAACUGGAAUGUGAUUGCAGUAAUUUAAUGCAACCCAAUCUGCUUUUGUGUGUCCAAUGCAACUGGAAACUCCAAAGUGAAAGUCGUUGCUCCUCUGAACUGUAACUACAAACCUCCACCACUCCUCAGUCCUGUAAGAAGUGCAUGCAGUCUUUUUUGUAGGAGACUAACACAAUGAAUAAUGUUAUUUUAUUUAUCCUUAAAUGCAACAUUCGUCCCAUUUCAUACUUACCUUGUUCCUUAUCAGUUAUAUUUUCCAACCAGUUUUGUAACGUGGUGUCGUUCUAUUUAAUUCAUACUCACUUCUGGUAACACCUCUCUCCUGGAACCAGCACUACAGAGCCACGUGUCACCGUGUCUCAUGUACAUUCAACACAAAUCUCUCCCACUUUUGGUUAGGGGGUGUGUUAAUUUAUUUUUUUACGGUGGACAUUUCACGUUUACGUUUGUAACUUCGUUGUAGGAGUUGUUGGUGUGACCCAUUGGGAAAAAUAAAACAAUCGAGCCAUCUGUGUUGCGUGGCUUCACCUCUUGGCAUUCUCUUUAAGAUUCUGCGCAGAGGAAAAAAUGGCCAUUGCACUUGAAACUGCCUGGUGUGCGCACGUGGAUUUGUAGUCCGGAAGAGAAUUUAUGUAGGCCUUCUGUGGUUUCUCGACCUGGAAGUUUUGACCGCCCGUGUCACGUACGUUUGUGCGUUUUGCACUUGCAUCCCUCCCUUGAAAUCCAAGCGUUUGUCUUGCAGCGAAGUGUCAGCAAGUUCAUCACGAAGCUGUAAUCUGUGGCAAGGCACAGGUGCAUUACAUUACUGUCGGCGCCUGACGCUACCUCAAAUGAAACAACCGUGGACUGAAUGUAUUUUACUUAACGCGCACACAAUUGGACACAUUUGCUCGACGAGGAUUUUAUUUUUUAAAUGUCGAGAGAUCCUGGACCGCAACACAAAUGUGCCAUUGUUUUAGGAGAUACUGUGAAUUGUUCCCCGCGUGAUGAUACCUUCUGGUGUGAUGUACACGACUUCCCUUAUUUUAAAGAAAAAAUGUUCACGUGUUUCUGGUCAAUUUGUGAGUGGGAAGCGAUGAUUAAAUAAACACAAGUUUUAAUCAGCGCGCCUGCUCUUCCUGUUAUUGUGGGUUGAUGGUUUCGAGGGAUGCCCUCAUCACAAUCCCAACAUGUUGAUUUUCAUGUUGUGGAAUGUGAACCCCCUUUUUGGGAUGUAUCCCCAAUACGAAAAAUAAAUAAGUAUAACCCGUAAAAACAAAGUUUUUCACUAUAAAUCCUUUAUAUGCGUGGCGGCUAAAGUCCUCUCGUCCUCUGGCUUGAGAUGGCUGCCACCUAUGGGUCAGAUGAUUGUCUGCCAGUAUUAAGCAAUUGGUAAUUAAAUAUUUAAUUUGUUUUCCCUAAAGUUUUAAAAAAAAUGUCACGAACAUUAAUUGUCUCGCACGAGUCUGUGUGCAAAAUGUCAGCUCGAUUGGAUCACGGGCAGUGGGUUAAAAAACGACCGAAAGAUUUGCACGGUCGCAAGCAAGCAAGCACGCAAGCAAGCAAGCGAACUUAAUAUAAAGGAUUUAAAAAAUCGGACCUCGAUCUGAAAUUUUGGAUGAUCUGAAAUUUUGUUUGUUUUGGUUGGUCCGAAAACAUGACAUCACUUCUGUAAUUUUUCCGCCAAAUGUGGUACCAUGUGACACGUCACUUUUGUUUGCAUACAUACAUUUGUAGGCAAUCUUAAUAAUUCCAAAGCCCGAAAACAAUCUGAUUGUCAAAUAUAAUAAAAAAAGAUUCUGUGCUACUUAUCUCGAGAGUGUAAAAUGUAUUUAGUGUUAAUAGAAAUGAACUGCAACUUUAAUGAAUUGUUUAAAAAAAAAUAUUCAUUUCAAUGUCACUUUUGUCACAAUAAACUUUAGAAUGUGCCGUUA